This is a messenger RNA of Penaeus vannamei (Pacific white shrimp), 1536 nucleotides long. NCBI's taxonomy places the organism in Eukaryota, Metazoa, Arthropoda, Malacostraca, Decapoda, Penaeidae. The record is from RefSeq and is a predicted model, not a curated record.
UGGCAGACCUUGGAGGUUUCUUUGGCUCAGUCCUCAAUAUGGCGCUGCUGAUGAGGCUGGGACACCGCGUGCUCCUGCUUCUCUCCCUUCCUAUCAGCGCUUGUGCUUGGCUCGGUGCUGCCUUUGCACACACUCCGGCGAUGCUGCAGACCAUGCGAUUCAUCGUGGGAUUAACCGGAAGCUUCACGUUACCUGCGGGGAAUAUGUAUAUUCUAGAAGUUUCUCACAAGAAGCUUCGGGGUCUUCUGUUUGGCUUAGUGACAACCAGUCGACAGGCGGGCAAUCUACUCAUCUAUGCUAUAGGGAGUCUAGGGUUGGGAUGGCGCACCACAACCCUCAUCUGUGCCGGGGUGGCCAUCCUGCCCGUCCCUGGCCUUCUGUUCCUGCCCAAUUCACCACGGUGGUUGAUUACCCAGGGACUUCUCAGUGAAGCUCAGAAGUCACUUACGUUUUACAGAGGCGCUCUUUAUGACUCAGAGCCCGAAAUGAAUGCCAUAAUGGACCAAAUCGGAGAAAAUGGUCCUGAAAAGAAUAGUAUAAUGGCUCAAUUAAGGAUGAUGGCCGAUCCAUCCACUUUGAAAACCCUCCUGUUACUCCUCUUUAUAUCUCUGCUUUACAAUUUCACUGGUUAUAACGUGCUGAUAGCUUACAUCGUACCAAUCUUACAAUCAGCUAGUAUUCCUAUGGACGCUUACGUGAGUGCCAUGCUGAUUGGCGCUGUGAGGGUAGCAGGCACUGUGGUCCAUCUCGCUGUGGUGGAUCGAAUGGGUCGUAAGCCUUUGCUAGUGUUGUCGUACGUUUCGUGUGCUUUUUGUAUAGCUUGUCUGGGAGGCUAUUUCUUUGUUCAAAAUACGUCUGGAUACGUAAAUUCCUUCAACUGGGUCCCUCUGACCUCCCUCGUCAUUUUCGUCUUCUUCACCGGCGUGGGUCAGCCCGUAAUUUUCAUCCUACAAGGAGAACUGCUUCCUACAUCCUUGCGCGCAACAGGAGUGUCCUUAAUCCUGUGUCUCGUCUUCCUCGGGUCUUUCACAGCCAUUAGGACGUAUUCCUUGGCCCUGGCUUUUAUGGGGGAGCAUGGGACGUUCUGGUUGUAUGGUGGUGUUUGUCUCGUUAUUGCUGUUGUCAGUGUUCUUGGUUUGCCAGAGACUCGAGGUCGCUCCCUGGAGGAAAUCACGGAGAGAAAGUAGGAAAACGGAGCAAGACUAGUCAGUACUAUUUUUUUAUUAUUUUCUGUUUAAUUAGGCAAUUAUUGUACCGUUUAUUACUGGAUGAUGUAUAGAAGCCCUUGUAGGUCUUGCAUUUUUCUAUACUCGCCUCAUACCCUAUGAUGAGUUCAUAUUCACCAAAGCUAUCCACAAAUUCUAAUUCAUCCUCUCAUGUUUAAUCAUCGCGCCAUAUGUGUCUGUGCGAGCGCGCGUAUGUGUGUGAUAGUUGUAUGUGUGUGAAUGGGCGAGAUGGGAGUAGGGUGGGGUUGGUCCCUUUGCUUGUCUUGUUCCUUGUCAUUAUAAAAAUCUUAUAAAUACUCUUCAAAAAACA